Molecule: messenger RNA, 1407 nt
Organism: Penicillium cosmopolitanum
Lineage: Eukaryota; Fungi; Ascomycota; Eurotiomycetes; Eurotiales; Aspergillaceae
Product: FAD-dependent oxidoreductase
Exons: 2
Coding region: 1-1407 (468 amino acids)
Molecular function (GO): sarcosine oxidase activity; flavin adenine dinucleotide binding
Source: RefSeq, a predicted model, not a curated record
AUGAUGGAACAGAAAGGCUCAGUUAUCGUGGUCGGGGCGGGCAUCUUUGGGCUCAGCACCGCGCUCCAUCUCUCCCGACGCGGCUAUUCGGUGACCGUUUUCGACAAACAACCUUACGAUGAAUCAAGAUACUCGUAUUUCAAAGGUGCAGAUUCUGCCUCCGCGGAUAUCAACAAAAUUGUUCGCUCGGCGUACGGACAGCAGACGGAGUAUCAACAGUUAUCUGGGGAGGCCAUUGCGGCCUGGCACGAGUGGAACAACGAGCUUGCCAGUGGUCAAACAUUACCUCCGGGGAUGAGUAGAAAACACCGGGUUUUUGUCCCCAAUGGAAACAUGUCACUCUCUUCUGAUGUUGAACUUCCUUCUUGGGAGCUUGCCUGCAUCGAUGGAAUGGAAAAGGCUGGAUACCACAACACUCAAUUGGCGACAACCAACCCAGUUCAUUGUGAUCUGGCCGCCGAUCGCGGGAUAUCAUCUUAUAUGGACCCCUUCCGGCAAAAGGGCCGGGGAAAGCAGCCAGUCGGGGUGCUCGAUACGACGGGUGGUAUGGCCGUUGCCGAUAUAGCCUGCCGCUUCGCGUUACACAAGGCCCGUGAAGAGGUGACUGGCAUCAUUACCCGUGAUGGAAAGACACAUAAUGCACCCAUGACGAUUCUCGCCUGUGGUGCCUUGACCCCCGUCCUGCUACCGGAAUUAGAUGGACUCUGCGAAGCCACGGCGGGAAGCGUGGUAAUGAUCAAGAUUCCGCCAAAGUCACAGCUAUGGAGCCGACUGGCACCAGAAAACUUUCCGACUUUUACUUUCAAUAUGCGGGCAGGAAGCUCUGGAGGACUGUAUGGGUUCCCGCGCAACGAUGAGGGCUUCUUCAAGAUAGGGUACCGCGGCACUAAAUACACCAACCCUAUACGCCAUCAAGAUGGAAAGGAGCGAAGUACACCCGUCACACGCUGGUCUCAGGCUGAACGCAACGGCUUGCCGGUAGGGAGUUGUUUUACGGACUUUCCAAGGCAAGCAUUUCAGGUCAUCCAGAGUUUCCUCGAUGAAUACCUGCCUGAGCUAAGAGAAGAGAGGAUUCCGGUCGCCACGACGCGGAUCUGCUGGUAUACAGACACCUUUGACAAUCAUUUUUUGGUUGACCGUGUUCCAGGAAAAGACGGCUUAAUGGUUGCUACUGGAGGUAGUGGCCACGCAUUCAAGUACUUGCCUUGCAUUGGUAACUGGGUGGUGGAUAUAAUGGAAAAUAUCAAAUUGGAUCGCCCCGCCGUGAAAGCUUGGAAAUGGCGAUCCUCGGGCGAGGAAAUGCCAAUCAACCAUCUCAUGCAGGGCUCACAAGGGCCACGCGCAUUCGGAAACAUUGCAUUGCACAAGGAGGUAGAACUCAAGCGGGCGACUGCCUCACGGCUGUGA